AUGGCACUACCGGUGGCGGACGACGAUGACCUGCAUAAGCUGAACCAGGAGGAGCGGGAAGCUGAAGUGCGGCUGGCAACGCAGAAGGAACAUGAGAUGGGCGUUGUCGAGGCAAUCAAGCUAUACCCAAAAGCCACUGCUUGGUCACUACUCUUCUGCAUGGGCGUUAUCAUGAACGGGUUUGACGCGCAGGUGAUAGGGAAUAUGUUUCCCGUGGCUAGAUUUCAGCGAGAUUUUGGAUACCAGUUUGAGGGGAAGUGGAAUAUAUCCGCUGCCUGGCAGUCAGGCUUGAGGUGA
Messenger RNA from Trichophyton benhamiae CBS 112371, 297 nucleotides. RefSeq lists its product as uncharacterized. Bases 1 to 297 code for a protein of 98 amino acids. The record is from RefSeq and is a predicted model, not a curated record. The transcript has a single exon. NCBI's taxonomy places the organism in Eukaryota, Fungi, Ascomycota, Eurotiomycetes, Onygenales, Arthrodermataceae.